Cornus florida is the source of this 4754-nucleotide messenger RNA. RefSeq names its product phosphatidylinositol 4-kinase beta 1-like. Bases 603 to 3857 code for a protein of 1084 amino acids. Gene Ontology annotation, molecular function: 1-phosphatidylinositol 4-kinase activity. Gene Ontology annotation, biological process: phosphatidylinositol phosphate biosynthetic process; phosphatidylinositol-mediated signaling. NCBI's taxonomy places the organism in Eukaryota, Viridiplantae, Streptophyta, Magnoliopsida, Cornales, Cornaceae. The transcript has 16 exons. The record is from RefSeq and is a predicted model, not a curated record. Gene Ontology annotation, cellular component: cytoplasm; membrane.
AUUCGUCAAAUUAUCACAGUACUACAUUGCCGUCAAUCACGUAAAUCUCACACAUUGACGUUGGACGGAUGCCCACACCACCCUGCGCACGAUAGCAAAUCUAAAUUAAAUUAAUUAAUUUAUUAGUCCCUUCUUCUAAUUUGCUCACCUUCGUCUCUCUCUCUCUCUCUCUCUCUACAAUAACAGCAACAAAGAGGAGGACGACCGACGACGACAGCAAAGACGUCGUAUAGCGGACACACUCAUUGCUUUACCGCGUUCGUUCAUCACAGACCAAUCUUCGUAAGACCAAUUUAAUCUGAUCUUUCUAUUCUUCGAUAAUUCAAACUUUUUCUCUGAAUUUUUCUUUCAAUUUCUCGAAUCGUUUGUUUGCUUUCCCCCGAGGAAUCAGCCAGAAAAUACCAUUUCUUAAGCACAUUCAGUUCGAAAUUAGGGUUUCCGGCAAUGACCGGGGAUCCCUAGGGUUUUGAUCGAAGUCGUUAGGGCUAGUUUAUCUGAUUGAAAUACUGGAUUGAAGCUGUUAGGGUUUCUAUUUCGAUAGAGUCAGAGAGUUGAAUGCAAUGAGCUUAGGUUCAGGGUUUAUGAUGGUAGAUUGAUCGAUAAUGGUGCGGCUCUUGGGACUGACUCGUGGAGGAUCGGACGAGUUGCCUCGGGAGAUCACGCGUACCAAUCCGACGAGUGAGACCGUAGGCGGAGAGAGCGGGUGGCUCAUUCGCUUCUUCGACUCGGCAUUUUUUUGUGAGUGGAUUGCUGUCAGUUACUUAUACAAGCAUGAUCACCCUGGCGUUCGAGACUACCUCUGUAAUCGAAUGUACACUCUGCCACUGUCGGGCAUCGAGAGCUACUUGUUUCAGAUAUGUUACAUGUUGGUUCACAAACCCAGUCCCUCGUUGGACAAGUUUGUCAUUGACAUCUGCUCAAAAUCACUUCAGAUAUCACUGAAAGUGCAUUGGUUUCUGAUGGCAGAGCUUGAGGACUCAGACGAUAAUGAUGGGAUAAGUCGAAUUCAAGAGAAGUGUCAGAUUGCGGCAACUUUGAUGGGUGAGUGGCAGCCUUUGGUACAGCCCCAAAAUGCUUCCCCUAGCCCAUUGAGCAAGAACCAAGUUCUUAACAAGUUACUAUCAUCGCGCAUACUGUCAUUAACAUCGUCGUCACCUAAUCAGCGAUCUAUCUCUUUCUCUCCUUCGUCGGGGAAUUCUAUGCAAGAUGAUGGUAGUAAGCUAUCUCCCGAUGAGAACAAAAUUUUUAAGAAAUUUAUUCCGGGUGUACGGGAUGCAUUGCUUUUUAGGAAAUCGGCGGAUAAAGAUGAUGAGGAGUCCGAGAAGGAUGGGUUCUUCCGAAGGUUUCUAAGAGAUAGUCGGGAUGAAGACACAAGGAAGUCAAUGGACAAAGAUGAUGAGGACUCGGAGAAGGAUGGGUUCUUCCGGAGGCUUUUGAGAGAUAGUAAGGAUGAGGAUGAGGAGCUCACAUCAAGCUCGGAUGGUUUUUUUAAGCGAUUAUUUCGUGAUAGUAAAAAUGAUUUGGAGGAAAAAGUCGUUUCAAAAUCAGUGGAAGAUGAUGAAAAAGAAGGGUUUUUCAGGAAGCUUUUCAAGGAUAAAUUUGAGGACAAGAAAGAUGGGAGUGAUAGAAAUGAUGAUGAAGAAAAAGUGUCGACAUCUGCUGAAGAUGAAGGGUUUUUCCGGAAAUUUUUUAAGGAAAAAUUUGAGGACAAGAAAGAAGGGAAUGUCAGGAUUGAUGAGGAAAGCAAGGGACAUGCCAAUGGUGAGGAAGAAGAUUUUUCAUUGUUUCGAAGACUGUUUCGUGUACAUCCUGAAGAUCCCAGGACCCCAAUUGCAAACGACAACAACAAUAGUUUCCUUGAAAGCAGUCCAGGAACAGAAAGUUUUUUCCGAAAGCUGUUUAGAGAUCGUGAUCGUUCUGUAGAAGACACAGAACUCUUUGGUUUGAAGAAACACAAAGAGCAGAAACGUCCUGGCUCACCGAAGCAGCACAAUGAGAAAUCCAAUACGAAGCCUCCACUUCCAAAUAAUGCUGCAUCAUUGUUUCGCAAAGGGACGUAUCACGAGUCACUUGACUUUGUACAAUCACUAUGUGAGACAUCAUAUGGGUUAGUGGACGUGUUUCCAAUUGAAGAUCGCAAAAGUGCUCUUCGUGAGUCACUCAUGGAAAUCAAUGCACAUGUAGCUGCCGCUCAGAAUAGUGGAGGAGUGAGCUUUCCCAUGGGAAAGGGAAUGUAUCGGGUGGUUCACAUUCCUGAAGAUGAAGCUGUUCUUUUGAAUUCUAGGGAAAAGGCGCCUUACUUGAUUUGUGUCGAAGUUUUGAAAAGCGAAACUGCUAGCAAUAUGAAGGAUGCAUCCAAUUCCCAAAAGCUUUCUAAAGGAGGAAUUCCUUUAGCGAAUGGAGAUGCACAGUUGCCAAAGCCUCCGCCAUGGGCAUAUCCUUUGUGGACUGCCCAGGAUGUGUAUCGCAGCAGUUAUGAUAGGAUCUCAAGAUCCGCUUCGCAAGCAAUUGACCAGGCAAUGGCUCAUUCGUGGGAGUCCAAAGUGAAAUUUGUUCAUGUGAAUUUUUCUUUGGAGAAGGAAUUCCCUUGCCAGUCAAAGAACAAUGAAGUGCUUAGUUCAGAAUGUGGAAUCCCCUGUAAUUUACAAUCUACUUCUGUUCCUGUGGACCUAUUAUCAAGAAGUCGCCAAGCUGGACAGGUUAUUACUCAUGCAUCAGGAGCAGAACAAGCUAAUGAUUUAGAGUGGGUGAGGGUCGUGCUGACAGCAGAUCCUGGGGUUAGAAUGGAUGAUAUAGAGGAUCAAGAACCACCUCGCCGGAAGGAGCAUCGCCGUGUUCCAAGUACAGUAGCUAUUGAGGAAGUAAAGGCUGCUGCAUUAAAAGGAGAAGCACCCCCUGGACUCCCUCUGAAGGGGGCUGGUCAAGAUUCAUCAGACACAAAGCCAGAGAUUACAAAUGGCGGUAUUCCUAAGGUUGGUGAUGCAUUAUCUGGUGAACUUUGGGAGGUAAAGGAAGAAAGAAUACGCAAAAAUUCAGUUUAUGGAAAAUUGCCUGGUUGGGAUUUGCGCUCUAUUAUUGUGAAGAGCGGUGAUGAUUGUAGGCAGGAGCAUCUUGCUGUGCAGCUUAUUUCUCACUUUUAUGAUAUAUUUCAAGAAGCAGGUCUACCUCUUUGGUUGCGUCCUUAUGAAGUCUUGGUUACUUCUUCUUACACAGCACUCAUUGAAACAAUUCCGGAUACGGCCUCACUUCAUUCUAUCAAAAGCAGAUUCCCGAACAUCGCUAGUUUACGUGAAUUUUUCAUUGCCAAGUAUCAAGAGAAUUCUCCAAGUUUCAAACUUGCACAGAGGAACUUUGUUGAAAGUAUGGCUGGAUAUUCUUUGGUUUGCUACCUAUUGCAGGUGAAAGAUCGCCACAAUGGGAACCUCUUGAUGGAUGAAGAAGGGCAUAUUAUACAUAUUGAUUUUGGCUUCAUGCUGUCUAAUUCACCUGGUGGUGUAAAUUUCGAAAGUGCUCCAUUUAAGUUAACCCGUGAACUUCUUGAGGUCAUGGAUUCUGAUGCUGAGGGAAUUCCCAGCGAGUUUUUUGACUACUUUAAGGUUUUAUGCAUUCAAGGUUUCCUAACAUGUCGUAAGCAUGCAGAGCGGAUAAUUCUUCUUGUCGAGAUGUUGCAGGAUUCCGGUUUCCCAUGCUUCAAGGGUGGGCCUCGUACAAUACAAAACUUGAGGAAAAGAUUUCAUCUUAGUUUAACUGAAGAGCAAUGUGUGUCCUUGGUGCUAUCCCUUAUCAGCAGCAGCUUAGAUGCAUGGCGGACACGUCAAUAUGAUUAUUAUCAGAGGGUUUUGAAUGGGAUAUUAUGAGUUUGGAUCCAAUAUUUCCAUUACAUUAUUGUGCACUUUGAGAAAGCUAUUUUAGAGGAUCAUUCCCAUAAAAAAAUUGCUUUCAUAGAUCAGUGUGUGGUAAGAGGCCAUUGGUUCAUUGAAGGAUGGCCUCCAAAGGUUUUUUUCUGGUGAAAGAAUCACUGAUAGCAGUUUGUGAACUGUUAUUUCUUGGUUUGAGAAAUUUGUAAUUGUAUCGGCAGAAGUUACUUGUUUGAAGUCUACCGGGCUAAAUCCAUUCAGCAGAGAUUUGUUUGAAGUUUUAUCCUUUAACGUUUUCUUUCAUGAAAGAUGAACUCUGCUGGCUGGUGGGAUACCUCAAUUUGACUUGAACGUGAUAAUUGCACCCUCAUUUUUUUGGAUGGCACAUUCUGUACAGUGUGAUUCAAAUGGGGAAGACAGAGACCGAACAUGAGAUGGCUGGUGGACCAUGUUUCUCAGAUGAUUAAGGUGUUUGCGACACAGUUUGCAAUUUGAAGCAGCAAAAUAUUCCACUCUCCGUCUGCCGCUUCCAGUUUUCUUUGGAGGGAGCACUGACGGAUACUGACAUAGGAAAAGGUGGCCUGCCGUUGUUUAUUGGUCUCGACCCUUUGAUUGCGUCAUUUCUUUGAGGACGAUUCUUCCAUACUUGCAUGAGUUGUUAUUUGCACUGGAAAAAUUGUCUGAAAGACAGCAUCUGGUUGUGUUGUAUAUAAUAUUUUCGAUUAGUCACAGUUAAUUUUACUGUGCAAUUUAUUCAUUCAACACACUAAUCAUAUGUAAGUGUGGAAGCUUGGUGGUACCGUUUCCGGGUACCCAUUUUUGUAAAAUAUCAGGGUGUAGAAAUAAUUACUCCUCUUUGUCCAAUGCUUGUAUGUAUAUAUCUUUUAUAUGUUGCCA